AUGUCCACGUGUCAGGAGCGAGGCGUGGAAUGCUUGGGCGAUGGCCACGUGUACGGCAGACCGAACGGAUCGCGAUCUGCUGAACGAGAAACCCUUGUUCUCCAAUCGGGCACGUGCGGCUCCCCCAGGUUUUCGAGCUCCGCCCAGUCGCCUGCCGGCACCCCGCCUUCGUUCCGCCCCCACACCUCCGCCUCCCCCUAUUUCCCUACUCCGCCACGGCCGCCCACCACAAUCUCCGCACAAACUCCUCCCGAACCCUCUCGCGUGCCGUUUCCCCCGUUCCACGACUGGAUCCCCUCCGCAACAUGGUCGCCUUUGUCCCCACCGUCGCGCCGUCCGUCGCUGCCGCGUCGAGCUCCUUCCUCGCGAGCGCCUCCUCCCUGCGCAAUGACCGCCCCGCCGUCCCGCUCGCGCCCGCCCGCCGCAUCGCCCCCUCCAUGA
Chondrus crispus (carragheen) is the source of this 441-nucleotide messenger RNA. RefSeq lists its product as hypothetical. Lineage: Eukaryota; Rhodophyta; Florideophyceae; Gigartinales; Gigartinaceae. The transcript has a single exon. The coding region runs from base 1 to 441 and encodes 146 amino acids. The record is from RefSeq and is a predicted model, not a curated record.